AUGAACAAGACGAGUUGCAAACUGAUACAGAAGGAGAAAGGACCCUGCCCACGAGGGCUUACAGUCUACAAGGAUAUUUAUCUGCAGAUCACUAAUGUUAAAAGUCCAACCUCUGCUGAACUUCUGAUUUCAUGGACCUCCAGCUCUACUUUGGUGUCCUUCUUUAUGCUUGAUCUUCGUGUUGUGAACAAUGCAACCAUCGCUCCCAUCACUGUCAUGGUCAGCACUUCUACCCGAUCCAGGGUCAUCCAAGGUCUACGUGCAGGGACCUUUUAUAAUAUAACACUGAGAUCAUAUCAAUCUAAUGGAGCAGUGCUUGCAACAGCCUCGGUGCAGUCACAGACAAUACCUGCAACUCCACAGAUUACAACAUCCAACGGCAUAUCCAGCACCCAGAUCACAGCCGGGUGGUCCUCUCAGUUUGGUGUAGAUUACUACUUUCUGAUGCUGACGCUUGGUACUGAAACUAUUAACCGGACCUUCAGUACCUUGAACUGCAGCAUUUCUGGACUUCAGCCAUCAUCCCUCUACAGUCUCACCUUAUACGCUUUUAAUUCUGCUGGACCCAGUGCAGCAAGCAAGCGUAUCACUGUCCUCACCUUAACUCCACCACCAAUGGAUAUCACUGUGACUUCAUUUUCGAGUUUGUCUGUAACCUUAUCUUGGUCAAAUGUUGAGAAGGCACUACUGUAUGGGAUCUUUGUUUAUGAAGAUGGAGCAACCUCUAACUUGGCCUUUCUCAGGAAAACCACUUCCACCACAGUCUUGGUGGAUAAUCUCCUUCCAUGCACUAAAUAUAUUUUCGGUGUUACAUCUUAUAACUGGUUUUACACAGCUGGGGAAGAGAAACAGGUGUUGCAGGAAACUACAAGGCUGGAAUCUCCUCAAGUUGUGACUAUUCAGUACAACAGCAACAUGGGGACUGCAUUAUUAUCCUGGACAUUACGUAAUGGAGCUACUUCAUAUAUGGCUUCUGCAAAAUCAAAAGAGGGGCAUGAGGCAUCAUGUACAUCCACCUCCACCAGUUGUAACCUACAGAACCUUCUGUGUGAACAGACAUACAAUGUGACCGUCAGAGCUGUCAGUAAUGGUUGCACCAGCAAUAGCAGUGAAACGUUGACUCUAGAAACAGCUCCGUGUGCUCCACAGAAUGUGACAAUCAUCCGUGAAUGCCAGAUAAAUACCGUCCUCCUAUACUGGAACCCUGUAACUAGUGCCACUAAAUACAUUGCCAAUGCUUUCGCUCCAGAUGGAAGCAAAGAGGAAUGUGUGAACAGGGAUACCUACUGCUUCUUUAUGAACUUGAUGUGUGGGACAGAGUAUGAGAUGAGUAUAUUUGCUGUAAGCGGUAAUGUAAAUGGUUCUAGGAGCCAAGGAGUUAAAGUAAGAACAGCACCUUGUGACCCACAAAAUGUUGAAGCCAUUGUUCAAUGUCAAGACAAUACAUUAGUGGUGUCUUGGAGUCCAUCAGUUGGGGCUGUGGUCUACAGAGCAUCAGCCUUAGGAAGCAGUGGCAUUUCCUACAACUGUUCCUCAGUGACUACCAGCUGUCAGAUCGAAGGACUGCAGUGCGGUGAAAGUCUGUCCUUGUCUGUGACUGCCUAUGAUGAGGAGUGUCCCAGUAUGAGUAGUACUCCGGAGACGUUUGUAACAGGUAUUUCAAAACUGGAAAAGAAGACAGACUUUGGUAUUCCAUGUGCACCUAAAGCCAUUUCAGCCAUGACUGACUGCAAAACCCGAUCAACGCUCAUUCAAUGGGACAACAGUGAAGGGGCAGUUCAGUACAUUGCACGUGUAAAAGCAAGCGAUGGCUCCGAAUAUUCCUGUGAAUCCUUCCUUCUAAGCUGUUAUUUGUAUGACUUACCAUGCAGUCAGACCUACACGGUAUAUGUCACUGCCAACAACUACCAGUGCAUGAGCCCCUACAGUCCAGCCAUGGAGGUCAAAGCAGUUCCCUGCGCUCCUCAGAUUGUCGGUACUAAUGUCAUUUGCAAUAAAAAUUCGAUGUUUGUCACCUGGAGCGAGGACACUGGAAAUCUAACAUUCACAGCUACCGCAUGGGGUGGCUCCGACCAUUAUAACUGCACCACCGGAGAAAAUUAUUGUGAAAUCAACAAUGUUACCUGUGGGCAAUGGUACUCUGUUUCUGUUGAUGCCGAUAAUGGUCAGUGCGUCUCUUCUUCCAAUCAGAGUGCACCAUUAUAUUCAGCUCCUUGCAAACCAACAGAUGUGUCUGCUAAAAGUAUAUGUGUUAAUGGUAGCAUUCAGAUAUCCUGGACAAACAGUUCUGGAAACGAUGUAGAUACCUAUGUGGCUGAAAUGCAAAGCCGUGAUGGUGUGACCCCAAUGAUGUGCCACUCCACAACAGGAUCUUGUGUGAUCGAAGACGUUAAGUGUGGAGAAGUUUACAGAGCAACAGUCACAGCAGUGGGUAACACCUGCCAGACCCCUUCCGAUCCAUUUUCAGUGGAAGCAGUACCCUGCGUUCCUACAAACUUGGAAUCCCAGGUUGAUACACACCUUGUGGAUGUGUCCUGGUCCAAUUCAGCUGGAGCUGUCAAUUAUACCAGUGUCAUAACAGGAAAUGAUGGAGUCAAACAUUAUUGUCACGCUUCAAAUACAAGUUGCUUGGUGGCAGAACUCAUGUGCGGCUCCCAGUAUAGUAUGGCUGUGACAGCCCAUGGCCAGUACUGCAGCAGUAACACAAGUUACAUUGAAACCUUUCAGACGGCGCCAUGUACUCCACAGAAUGUGACCGCUGGAGUGGACUGCGUGACUAAUAUUGCAACUGUAGCAUGGAACAAGAGCUUGGGAGCAGACAAUUAUACCGCUCUGGUCAUUACCCCAGAUGGGGGACAUUAUGCUUGCUAUUCUACUACAACAUCCUGUGACAUCAUAGGGUUAACGUGUGGUCAGAAGCAUGAAGUUACUGUCUCGGCAGCUAAUAAGUACAGCAACAGUAUAGGCAGCCUGCCAGUAGAACUGCUAACCGCACCUUGCACCCCAACUAACAUGACACCUCUGAUUAGCGCUGAAGCUGUGAAUGUAUCCUGGUUGGGCUCAUUUGGAGCUAUAAGUUACACAACUGUCAUAACAGGAUUCGAUGGCGACAAGUACGAAUGUCACACUACAAACACGAGCUGCAUGGUGACAGACCUCAAGUGCGGCUCCCAGUAUAGUAUGGCUGUGACAGCGAAUGGCCAGUACUGCAGCAGUAACACCAGUUACACACAAUCCCUCCAAACAGCUCCUUGUACUCCACAAAAUGUGACUGCAACGGUGGAUUGUGUGACAAAUGUUGCAACCAUUGUAUGGGACCUCAGCGCGGGAGCAGAAAACUACACCGCUUUGGCAACUGUUCCAGAUGUUGGAGAUUAUGUUUGCCAUUCCACUACCACAAUCUGCGACAUCGUGGGGUUAAAGUGUGGACAGAAAUACCUAAUAACUGUCUUUGCAGCCAAUAAGAAUAGCUACAGUAAAGCAAGCCUGCCCAUAGAACUGCUCACCGCUCCUUGUGUCCCAGUACAGGAGAUACCACAGUUCAACUGUUCCAACAACUCAGUUUCCUUGUCUUGGCAUCAGACUCCUGGCGCCAUGAGUUACAUCGCCAAUGUGACUAGUUCAGUAGGCGAGAUGUUCUCCUGUCAUACAACAGAUACAAACUGCAUUAUCAAUCAGCUAAAGUGUGGACAAACGUACAAUGUGACAGUUACUGCCAUCAAUACUCAAUGUAGCGGGCCAGCUGCCAUCCCAAUUAAACUCAUGUCUGCUCCCUGCCAGCCUCAUAAUGUGGUUUCAGAUGUAGACUGCUCCAGUUCAGUGGUCACGUUGAGCUGGGACGAGUCCCUUGGAGCUCAGAGUUAUUAUUCAAUGCUGAGGACCCCAGAAAACCAGUAUCUUAUAUGUAACAAUACUGACCUUGGCUGUGAGAUCCAUGAGCUGCCAUGUGGUCAGACCUAUGACGUGAUGGUGACAGCAGUGAAUGAUCAGUGCAAGAGUAUACCCAGCUCACCAACUGCCUUGUAUACAGUUCCUUGUGUGCCAAGUCAAGUUCAAGCUAAUAUAAAUUGCGAGUCCACUGUAGUAACUCUAUCAUGGGCUGAGACAGCAGGAGCAAUGAAUUAUACAGCAGUCGCUACUGGACCUCAGGGAGAUCAGCAUUAUUGCCAAACCAGCAACUCUUCCUGCAGCUACAAACAACUCUCCUGUGGUCUAAAAUUUGAUGCUUCCAUCGUUGCAGUGGGAAGGAGCUGCAGAAGUAAUUUCAGUACAGCUGUUACGUUUUACACAGCUUCUUGCGCAGCAAGCAACAUUGGCGCACAGCACAUCUGUGGCAGUGACUACGCAGACAUCACUUGGGAGGCAGCCCCAGGAGAAGUCACAUAUACAGCUAUGCUCAGCACUGAGGAAGGAGGGAAAAGCAUAUGCAACACAUCCGAUUCCAGAUGUACAAUUUAUGGCUUAAUAUGUGGUCAGAAAUAUGCAGUAAUGGUGGAGACGUCUGGGCCAAGUUGUAGCAGCAGAGUCAACGCCACAGAUUAUGUUUUUACAGCACCCUGCAAGCCUCAGAAUGUCACUACAGUCAUUGACUGCCAGACCAACCAUGCAGUUCUGUCCUGGAGCAGGACACCUGGGGCUGAUAAUUAUUUAGCAUCUAUUAUUGGACCAGAAGUAGAUGGACUUACAUGUGAAACCACAUCAACUACCUGUGACCUUGAUCAUCUAAACUGUGGACUCACGUAUCCCUUAGUUAUCACACCGUCCAAUGUAAGAUGCGAAGGUGAAAGCAGCAUUGUCACCCAACUUGUCACAGCUCCUUGUGCUCCUGACCAUGUUGUGACAGACAUGCACUGUGAUACCAGAUCAUUGGUUCUGUCUUGGAAUCCGAUAGCUGAUGCUGAAAAUUUCACCUCUAUCUUGAUGGGAUCUGAUGGUGUCAAUAGAACAUGCAAAUCUACAGAAGCGAAUUGCACCUUUCUUAGCCUGCCUUGUGGACUGGAACACACUGCAUCCGUGUAUGCCACGAACAAAUACUGUAAUGGGCCAAGAAGUAAAAAUGUCAAGAUCCAUUCUGCCCCUUGUGUACCGGAGGAUGUACAUCCUUCCCUGAGCUGUGCAGAUAAUUCAGUACAGGUAUCUUGGGCUGAUUCACCUGGAGCCUUUAACUAUACAUUAUUAAUGACCAGCUCACAUGGAGGGCACAGCUGCAGCAGUGAGGACACCACUUGUCAGGUACAGGAUUUGCUAUGUGGGGAAAUCUACACUAUAGCAGUCAAGGCACACAACGAGCUUUGCAGCAGUAAGGAAAGUAAUGUCACCAAGCUUCUAACAGUUCCAUGCUCUCCAGUGAAUUUACAGGCUGAUAUUACCUCUGAUUUGGUUGUUCUGACCUGGAAAGAUGCACAAGGUGCAGUGAAUUACACCAUAGAGGUAACAGACACUAUUGGAGAAAAAUACACGUGUCAAACACCCCAUACGUCAUGUGAAAUGAAAAAUCUCCCGUGUGGUCAUCAGUACUAUAUGUCAGUGAUAGCUACUGGAGCCCAAUGCAGUAAAGUCAGUGAAAGCUAUACGUUUCAAACAGCCCCCUGCCCUCCUCAGAAAGUGUUAACAGAGCUCCACUGCGCAAGUAAUUUAGUGACAGUUUCAUGGAACAUAAGUUCAGGUGCUGACAGAUACCAAGCUGAAGCUGUUGGGACAAAUGGCGAAAAAUCUAUCUGUAACUCCACAAAUACGUAUUGUAGCUUCACUGACCUGAUAUGUGGAACGGUAUACCUGGUUACUGUAACAGCAAACAAGGAAGCAAGCAGUAGCGAGCCAAGUUUAUCUGCUGAAUUAACAACUGCUCCCUGUGUCCCAAUCCAGGAAGCACCCCAACUCAAUUGCUACAACAAUUCUGCUAUCCUGUCUUGGAGUCAAACAUCUGGUGCCAUCAGUUAUAUUGCCAAUGUUUCUGGUCCAGGAGAAGACAUAUAUUCUUGUCAAACGGAAGACACUGAAUGCACAAUUAAGGAUUUGAGAUGUGGUCAGACGUACCGUGUGACAGUGACUGCCAUCAGCAAGCAAUGCAGUGGUCUGGCAUCUGCCCUGGUUACACUUACAACCGGUCCAUGCCAACCUCAGAAUGUGGUCUCUAACAUCAGUUGUUUCAGCUCUUCAACUCUUCUGAGCUGGGAUGAAACCCCUGGAGCUGUGAGAUAUGUUUCCAGUUUGAUAUUACUUGGUGAAGAGGAUAUUGUAUGUAAUAGUACAGAUACCGUCUGUGAAAUCACUGGCUUGGCAUGUGGACAGAGCUACUAUGUGAUGGUGACAGCAUUUAGCAGUGAAUGUCAGAGUACACCCAGCGCUCUACUUGAGCUCUACACAGUGCCAUGUGUGCCACCUGAACUACAAGCUCUGGUUGACUGUGAAACUCAUUGGACAACCAUGUCUUGGACAACUGUAGUUGGAGCUGAGAAAUACACUGUAGUGGUCACUGGGCCUCAGAUGGAGCAGUAUUACUGCAAUACAAUCAACUCUUCAUGCAACUUUACACAACUACCAUGUGGUCUUGUAUAUGAGGCAACUAUUCUUGCAGCUGGAAAGAUAUGCAGCAGUACAGUAAGCUCGGCCAUUACAUUUCACUCAGCGCCAUGUUUUGCAAGUAAUAUAGAAUUCCAUUAUCAGUGUGGUGCAGAACAUGCAGUGGUGUCCUGGGAUGCAGCUCUUGGGGGAAUGAAUUAUACAGCCUCCGUCCACACACAGAAGUGGGAUGUGGCUAACUGCAGCACAGAGGACACAAACUGUAUUGUUAGCGAUUUACAGUGUGGACAAGUCUACUCUGUGAUGGUGGAUUCCUUUGGGACAGAGUGCAGCAGCAGAACCAUCUCUCCAGAACUGACUCACACAGAACCCUGUGUGCCUCAGAGCGUCUCAGUCGAUAUUGACUGCCAGACAAACGGUGCUGCUGUAUCAUGGGACAGCACUCCCGGAUCUACGAAUUAUACUGCGGCACUGCGCACCUUGGAUGGCGAGAUGCAUACCUAUCAUACCACGUCUACUUACUGUAAUAUCACUGGUCUGAGCUGUGGUGUCACAUAUACUGUCAGUAUAACCGCAUAUAAUGACCAGUGUCAAGGGGCAAGCAGCACGGUAGUGGAGUUGAUCACAGCUCCCUGUCCACCAGAACAUGUCCACGCAGAGACGGACUGUGGUACAAAUGCUUUAGUCAUUUCUUGGAGGCAGAGUAAUGGUGCUGACAGCUUCACCUCCCUUCUAACCACACCAACCGGGAACAUGACUGGUAUAUCUGAACAAGCAAACUGCACCUUCUAUAACCUGCCAUGCGGAACUGAUUUCAUGGCGGUGGUGUCAGCUACCAACAGCCGCUGUACUGGACCCAUGAGCACAUAUGUAAAGGCCCAGACUGCACCUUGUACUCCCAUGAAUGUGAACACAGCCCUGAACUGCAUUGAUAACUCAGCGCUGGUUUCCUGGAGCCAUUCUCCAGGAGCAUUAAACUACUUUUCCUCAUUGAUCGGAUCAGAAGGAGAAAGGUACAACUGUAGCAGUCCUACCACAUCAUGCUGGAUGAGAAAUGUCCCGUGCGGUGGAGAAUAUACUGUAGCAGUGAUGGCUCAGAACAACGUCUGUAACAGUGUAGACAACAGCAUUCCUGUACUGGAAACAUGUCCUUGUGCCCCACAAAAUAUGUCCAUAUUUACAGCCUGUGACUCUAACCAGGUUAUGCUGCAGUGGCUUGCAUCUUCAUACGUUACAGAAUAUAAAGUCAAUGUAAUAUCAUCAGAUGGGAUGAAUUAUAUGUGCAACACAACAAACACCACCUGCAGCAUCGGAGGACUUCAGUGUGGAGAGGCGUAUACUGUGACUGUCACAUUAUUCAAUCAUCAUCUGGCUAAUAUCAGCCUAGAAGAGAAAACAUUUACGACAGCCCCUUGUGUUCCACAAAAUGUAAAAACAACAGUUAUGUGCGAGUCAAAUACAACAAAAGUGUCUUGGGAUCAGACCCCAGGAGCCCUGAACUCUACUGCUAUGGUCAGUGGAGAUGACGGAAAAGCACAUUCGUGUACCACAGAAGGCACAACAUGUGACAUUGAGAACCUGGAUUGUGGGCGAACCUACCAAGUAGUCGUCACCUCAUAUGGGGAACAAUGUAAAACUGAGAGUCCAGCUGUCGAAUUCCAUACAGCUCCUUGUGUUCCUGCUAAUCUUGUGAGCUCUGUGACUUGUGAGAUGUAUUCUGUAUCUCUGUCAUGGGAUGAGACUCCUGGAGCAACCACAUACACAGUCACAGCUCGUGCAGGACAGAAUGAGACCUCUAUGACAACCACAAAUACCUACUAUGAAUUCGACAACCUAUUAUGUGACAUGGAGUAUGACAUCAUCCUGAGUAGUAAAUCUGCAAGUUGCUUCAGCAAUGGGAAUAAUUCUAUUCAAAUCAAGACAGUUCCUUGCCCUCCCCAGAUUUUAGAAGCCUAUGCGUCAUGUGAUAAUAAUUCUGGUUUUAUACAAUGGGAAGUCAGCCGCAAUGCCAGGUCAUUUACAGCUGUAGUGGAAGGAGUCAAUACUGUGACUUGCAGCACAACUGGCACUGUCUGUGAGACCCCCGAACUAGAAUGUGGACAGAAUUACACAGUAACUGUUUGGGCUGAAGAUGGAACGUGCACGGGGCAGAACAGUACAAAAACAACAUUUAAGACAGAAACCAUAAAGGAAUCCUGA
Messenger RNA from Bufo bufo (common toad), 8721 nucleotides. RefSeq names its product mucin-3A-like. The transcript has 35 exons. NCBI's taxonomy places the organism in Eukaryota, Metazoa, Chordata, Amphibia, Anura, Bufonidae. The coding region runs from base 1 to 8721 and encodes 2906 amino acids. The record is from RefSeq and is a predicted model, not a curated record. Gene Ontology annotation, molecular function: protein binding.